Messenger RNA from Gastrolobium bilobum, 4001 nucleotides. RefSeq names its product tRNA ligase 1. Gene Ontology annotation, molecular function: RNA ligase (ATP) activity. The transcript has 27 exons. Bases 119 to 3667 code for a protein of 1182 amino acids. Gene Ontology annotation, biological process: tRNA splicing, via endonucleolytic cleavage and ligation. The record is from RefSeq and is a predicted model, not a curated record. Lineage: Eukaryota; Viridiplantae; Streptophyta; Magnoliopsida; Fabales; Fabaceae.
UUUUACAGCAGCCUCUGGAAAGCGCUUGCGUGCUCCGCGACUAUUUCUCAUUCGUUGCGCUCAAUCUCUUCCAAACGCAAAGCUCCUUAGUCCUUUAUUUAUAACCGUCGUUACUUGAAUGUCGGCACCGCAGAGAUUUAUCUGCAAUCUCUCCCUCACUCUCCCUCGUCGUUCUUCGUCUUUCUCUACCUUCAAAUCCAGAACCUUCCUUUUCCUUCCCUUCACUCACCCUUACUGGACCCUACCUCCUUCUUCCACUCUCCUCACCUCUUCCUCACCAAUGCCUCUCAAUCCGCGAAGUGGCGGGAACAGAAGACAAAUAUGGAAAGAAAAACCAACAACUGAAGGGAAGUUAUCUGCUAUGGGAGAUACAGUUGCAACUGAUGCUGAAACUGUUACUAACAGACUUUCUGGAAUGCAUAUUGCUGAAAGCAGUGGGCAAACCGAGGUCCAGCAUGCUAACAAGGGUGCUGUGCAAGGUUCAAUGGCUAUAUGGAAACCUAAAUCUUAUGGAACUGCAAGUGGAGUCAAUGCAGCUGAAGUUGAAAACACACCGUUGGUUGGUGCAGAUGUGGCUUCAACUAAAAGCAGUAGUGCUGGUUUGAGUAAGUUAUUUCGCGGUAAUCAGUUAGAGAAUUUCACUGUUGACAACUCCACGUACUCACUUGCACAAAUAAGAGCAACUUUCUACCCCAAAUUUGAAAAUGAAAAGUCGGAUCAAGAGAUCAGGUCAAGGAUGAUUGAGAUGGUAUCAAAAGGUUUGGCUACCUUAGAGGUUUCGCUUAAACACUCUGGUUCUCUUUUUAUGUAUGCGGGUCAUGAGGGUGGAGCUUAUGCAAAAAACAGUUUUGGAAAUAUAUAUACUGCUGUUGGUGUAUUUGUUCUUGGACGGAUGUUUCGAGAGGCUUGGGGAACUGAAGCUUCAAAAAAACAGGCUGAAUUUAAUAAUUUUCUUGAGAAUAACCGUAUGAGCUUAUCAAUGGAACUAGUAACUGCUGUUCUUGGAGACCAUGGACAGCGUCCCCAAGAAGAUUAUGUGGUAGUUACCGCAGUUACUGAACUGGGCAAUGGAAAGCCAAAGUUCUAUUCAACUCCUGAGAUAAUUGCUUUCUGCAGAAAAUGGCGGCUUCCAACAAAUCAUGUGUGGUUGUUUUCAACAAGAAAGUCUGCCUCUUCCUUCUUUGCUGCAUAUGAUGCCUUAUGUGAGGAGGGUACUGCAACGCCUGUAUGCAAGGCUCUUGAUGAAAUUGCAGACAUAUCUGUACCAGGUUCAAAAGACCAUGUAAAAGCCCAAGGUGAAAUUUUAGAGGGUCUUGUGGCUCGUCUUGUGAGUCAUGAGAGUUCAAACCAUAUAGAGAAAAUUUUGAAAGAAUUUCCUCCUCCACUCGCUGAUGGAGUUGCCCUUGAUUUUGGACCAAGUCUAAGGGAAAUUUGUGCAGCAAAUAGAUCUGAUGAAAAACAGCAAAUAAAAGCACUUCUCGAGAGUGUUGGUAGUUCUUUUUGUCCUGACUACUCAGAUUGGUUUGGGACUGAUGCGGCUGAUUUUCAUUCAAGAAAUGCGGACAGAUCUGUUCUUUCAAAGUUUUUACAAACCCAUCCUGCAGAUUAUUCAACUAAAAAGUUGCAGGAAAUGGUUCGGUUGAUGAGGGAAAAACGUUACCCUGCUGCAUUCAAAUGUUAUCAUAACUUCCACAAAGCCGAUGUCAUAUCAAGUGACAAUCUUUUCUACAAAAUGGUCAUUCAUGUACACAGUGAUUCUGCUUUUCGGCGAUACCAAAAAGAAAUGAGGCUUAAACCCGGAUUAUGGCCACUAUAUCGAGGAUUUUUUGUUGAUAUCAAUUUAUUCAAGCCAAACAAGGAGAAAGCCGCUGAAAUUUCUAAAAACAACAGUAUAAAUGCUAGUGAUGGCACUGACUCUGAGAUAGAUGACUUUGCUGAUGAAGAUGCAAAUUUAAUGGUCAAAUUGAAAUUUCUUACAUACAAGUUGCGAACCUUUCUCAUUCGAAAUGGCUUGCCAAUUCUGUUUAAAGAAGGUCCAGGUGCUUACAAGGCUUAUUAUCUGAGACAAAUGAAAAUAUGGGGAACCUCUCCACGAAAGCAGAGAGAACUUAGCAAGAUGCUCGAUGAAUGGGCUGUGUAUAUAAGAAGGAAGUGUGGAAAUAAGCAACUGUCAUCAUCAACAUAUCUUAGUGAAGCAGAACCUUUCCUUGAACAGUAUGCAAAACGUAGUUCUCAGAACCAAGCUCUAAUAGGUUCUGCCGGUAGUUUAGUUAGGACAGAAGAUUUCUUGGCCAUUGUUGAGGGAGGCCAGGAUGAAGAAGGUGAUCUUGUGGCAGAGCAGGAGCUAGCACCACCAGGGCCUAAUAUCUCAGUCAAAGACACUGUUCCAAAAGAUGAAGGGUUGAUUGUAUUCUUUCCCGGAAUACCCGGUUGUGCUAAGUCUGCCCUUUGCAAAGAAUUGCUAAAUGCCCAAGGAGGACUAGGAGAUGAUCGACCAGUUCAUAGUCUCAUGGGGGAUCUGAUUAAAGGGAAAUAUUGGCAGAAAGUGGCUGAAGAACGCAGAAAGAAACCAAAUUCUAUAAUGCUUGCUGACAAGAAUGCCCCAAAUGAAGAAGUUUGGAGACUGAUAGAAGACAUGUGUCACAGAACCAGGGCAUCUGCUGUCCCAGUUGUGCCUGAAUCUGAAGGAACUGAUUCAAAUCCAUUUUCUCUUGAUGCAUUAGCUGUUUUCAUGUUUCGUGUGCUUCAACGAGUAAAUCAUCCGGGAAAUCUUGACAAGGCAUCUCCAAAUGCUGGCUAUGUGUUGCUAAUGUUUUAUCACCUUUAUGAUGGCAAGAGCCGUAAAGAGUUUGAGGGUGAAUUGAUUGACCGUUUUGGGUCGCUUGUCAAGAUGCCAUUGUUGAAAUCUGAUAGGUACUUUCAGGAUAUCACCGGUGUGGGAACCCCCUUCCCGAGGCAGUGCAGUGCAUUUUGGAGGAAGGAAUUGAUUUAUAUAAGCUUCACUCUAAAAGACAUGGAAGAGUCUACGAAGGGAUCCUACUCAAAGGAAUGGAUAAAAUGGGAGAAACAAUUACGGGAUAUUCUUUGUGGAAAUGAUGAGUACUUCAAUUCAAUUCAGGUUCCAUUUGAGUUUGCUGUCAAGCACGUUUUGGAACAAUUGAGAAACAUUGCUAAGGGGGAUUACACACCACCGGAUACUGAAAAGAGGAAAUUUGGCUCCAUUGUUUUUGCUGCCCUCAAUCUGCCAGUUACAGAAAUUCAAGGUGUCCUUAAUAAUUUGGCCGAGACUAAUCCCAAGAUUGGCUCAUUCCUGGAAGACAAGCAUUUGGGGAAUCUUAAUCGAGCUCAUUUGACUCUUGCUCACAAGAGAAGUCAUGGCAUCAAAGCUGUAGCUGAUUAUGGUAUCUUUCUGCAUAAAAGGGUACCAGUGGAGUUGACAGCACUGCUCUUCUCAGAUAAAAUGGCUGCAUUUGAAGCUUGUCCCGGCUCAGUGGAAGAUGAGAAGAUAGUUUCAAAAAAUGCGUGGCCUCAUGUUACCCUAUGGACUGGUGAAGGGGUUUCGGCCAAAGAGGCCAACUUGUUACCACAGUUGCUUGCAGAGGGGAAAGCAAAUCGGAUUGACUUCGAUCCACCCAUCAAUAUAUAUGGCACAAUUGAGUUUUAUUGAGUUCUUUUUGCUACUCAUCUUCCUAAAAAUAUAACUAACUCAAAAGAAAAAGAUCAUUUUUUUUUUUUUAAUAUUUACAACAUCAUAUGCUUUGCUCGUGCUGAGUAGACUUACAUCCAAUAUUUAAAUAAGAUGAUGGAGAAAUUUUUGUAGCGGCUAGCAUUUUCUCCUGAAAUUAUGUUUAUAUAGGCUGUUUAGAAACCCAAGUAUGAUUUCUGGAAUCUUAUAGCUGAACUUUUACAAUAUGAGGUCUUUGUUUGAUGGUUAUUUUUUUUUUUUUUUUUGCCAUUUUACUUGUCGUUGCUAGUUUUUGUUGUAUUUUUCUUUUUCUUUU